Molecule: messenger RNA, 1125 nt
Organism: Thlaspi arvense
Lineage: Eukaryota; Viridiplantae; Streptophyta; Magnoliopsida; Brassicales; Brassicaceae
Source: the annotation of a GenBank genome assembly
AUGAGGGUUCAUCGUGCUGGUCCUCGAGAGGAAAUAUACUUCAGACCAGAAGAAGUAAAAGCAGCAAUUGUGACUUGUGGUGGACUUUGCCCCGGUCUUAAUGAUGUCAUCAGACAUAUUGUGAUCACUCUAGAAAUAUAUGGUGUGAAAAAGAUUGUGGGAAUUCCUUUUGGUUAUCGUGGUUUUUCUGACAAAGAGUUGAAAGAAAUGCCACUAUCCAGGAAAGUGGUCCAAAACAUUCAUCUUUCUGGUGGAAGCUUGUUAGGAGUCUCACGUGGAGGACCCAGUGUUAGUGACAUCGUGGACAGGAUGGAGGAAAGGGGAGUCAACAUGCUUUUCGUGCUGGGUGGAAAUGGAACCCAUGCUGGUGCCAAUGCAAUACACAAUGAGGUUUCCAUAAAGCUCACUUUGUUUAGUUUGAUUGUUCUUUCACCUCCUUCAUCUUCCCUCUCAGAUAGGUGCUGUAAAAGACGGCUAAGAGUGGCUGUUGUUGGUGUGCCAAAAACCAUAGACAAUGACAUUCUAUUGAUGGAUAAAACUUUUGGCUUUGAUACUGCCGUUGAAGAAGCACAGCGAGCAAUAAAUUCUGCUUACAUUGAGGCACACAGUGCUUAUCAUGGUAUUGGUGUUGUUAAGUUAAUGGGUCGUAGUAGUGGAUUUAUAGCCAUGCAUGCCUCCCUUGCUAGUGGACAAGUUGAUAUAUGUUUGAUUCCUGAGGUGCCUUUCAACUUACAUGGGCCACAUGGUGUCCUGAGGCAUUUGAAGUAUCUUCUUGAGACAAAGGGAUCAGCUGUAGUCUGUGUAGCAGAGGGUGCUGGGCAGGAAUUCCUACCAAAAACUAAUGCCAAAGAUGCAUCUGGAAAUAUUGUAUUUGGAGAUAUUGGUGUGCAUUUACAGCAGGAGGUAACCCGGUUACUUGCUGAACGUAAAAUCAACUGGAUUAAUGUGAGAUGGGAACUAGUUCAGACAAAAAAAUAUUUUAGAGAGAUUGGUAUUCCAGCUGAUGUGAAGUAUAUUGAUCCCACAUACAUGAUCCGAGCCGUCCGAGCAAAUGCGUCAGAUGGAAUUCUUUGUACAGUCCUGGGUCAAAAUGCAGGGGCGUUCGGUUGGAGGGAUAGGAUAUAG